CAGCUCGACCGAUCUCGCUCCCGCAUCACCAUGAGCUACCUCCUCUCCUACAUCUCCAAGAUGCUCUGCAUCAAGACGCCGUCGUCGGAGGAGGCGGCGGCGAAGCAGCCGGCGGCCGGCGAGGAGUGCUGCGUCUGCCUCUCGAGGAUCCGCGCCGGCGAGGCCACGCGGCGGCUCCCGUGCGAGCACGCCUUCCACCGGGACUGCGUCGACCGGUGGCUCGCGCUCUGCAAGCGGACGUGCCCGCUCUGCCGGGUGUACGUCGCCGACGGCGGCAGGCAGGCCGCGGCCAAGCACGCCGGCGAGGGCGCCCUAGCCGACGACCUCGUGAUCUGGUUCUCCACCAUGCUCGUCCCAGGAUUCUGAGACGAUCAACGAUGAUGUUCCCUUUGAUUGAUGGCCACGCAUGGCACAUGCAGCUAGGGUUGUAGGUAGCAAAACGUUUUCGCAUAUGGAUCGUCGGCGAAUGGGCUCUUUCAAGUUUUGUAUUCCAGGUUUAUCGUCCCUUUACGAAUGUGGGUGUAAAUAAGAAGCAUGAUCGAUCUUCUACUAACCUUAAUUUCGGAUACAUAUGCGUGCUAUAGAUGUGUAUUACUCACUGCAUGGAAGAUUGGCAAAAUAUUUCAAACAGUAUUUUUCUCGCUGUAAAGCUCAACGCGUUGUGUUUGGAGAUAAAGAAACAGAAACUUUUGACGUU
Molecule: messenger RNA, 697 nt
Organism: Triticum aestivum (bread wheat)
Lineage: Eukaryota; Viridiplantae; Streptophyta; Magnoliopsida; Poales; Poaceae
Product: E3 ubiquitin-protein ligase ATL41
Exons: 1
Coding region: 31-366 (111 amino acids)
Biological process (GO): protein ubiquitination; ubiquitin-dependent protein catabolic process
Cellular component (GO): plant-type vacuole
Molecular function (GO): ubiquitin protein ligase activity
Source: RefSeq, a predicted model, not a curated record